GCAGCUGUUCCGUGUGGGGCCAGGCCGUGUGGGCGUGCGUGCAGGUGGCGGUCUGGGGGCUGUGUUUACGCCAUGCCUCACAAGAAGAAGAAGCCCUUCAUAGAGAAGAAGAAGGCGGUAACGUUUCACUUAGUGCACAGAAGCCAGAAGGACCCCCUUGCUGCUGAUGACACGGCCCCUCAGAGGGUCCUGCUGCCUGCCCAGAGGGGUCAUGAGGAGCAGAGAAGGGAGGAGCAGCGGAAAUAUGGAGUCUUUUUUGAUGAUGACUAUGACUAUUUGCAGCAUUUGAAAGAAGCAUCUGGCCCCUCUGAGCUUGUCCCUUCUUUCCGUGGACAGCAAAGCAGAAUUGUCAUCACAAGUGAGGGUCACAUAGAGGAUGAAAUUCAACGAAUUGCUGCUCCAUCUAUUAAGUUGCCUUCCUCAGUAUUUGCCACUGAAUUUGAAGAGGACGUGGGCCUGCUAAAUAAAGCAGCCCCUGUUUCAGGACCACGGCUGGAUUUUGACCCUGAUAUUGUUGCAGCUCUUGAUGAUGAUUUUGACUUUGAUAAUCCAGAAAAUGUUCUGGAAGAUGAUUUUGUUCUACAAGCAAACAAACCAAAAGAAGGGAGAUCAGAUGCUGAGGAUGAAGAUGAAUGGGAAGACGUGGAGGAUGACAGUGAUGAAAAGGAUAGUUGUAGUAAUGAUGAAGAUUACGAUUCAGACGGCCCUUUGUCAAACGAUGGGGUUAAUGGCCAUGGAAGGGAGUUCCUGUUUAUGCAGGAAGAAACAAGGAGUCGUUUCACGGAAUAUUCAAUGACAUCUUCGGUAAUGAGAAGGAAUGAGCAGUUAACCCUCUUGGAUGACAGAUUUGAGAAGUUUUUUGAACAGUUUGAUGAGGAUGAGAUUGGAGCCUUGGAUAAUGUGGAAUUAGAAGGCUAUAUUAACGCAGACAACACUCGGUUGGAGGAAGUCUUGAGUGAUUACUACAAAGAGAAAGCAAAGAACUGUGUGAAAUUGGAUACUCUUGAACCGUUUGAAGACACUCCUGCAAAUGAAGACAGCGAUGAGGAAAAAGAAGAAAUAGUAGCUCUGGUUGUUGAGGAACCAAAAGAGAAGUGGGAUUGUGAAUCUAUUUUGAGUACGUAUUCAAACUUAUAUAAUCACCCAAAGCUUAUCGAGGAGCCAUCAAAGCCAAAACCAAUAAAGAUUUCCUCGAAGACUGGAAUCCCUCUGCACGUCCUGCCUCAGAAAGGUCUUACUGCUAAGCAGGUUGAACGCAUGCAAAUGAUUAAUGACAGCGACCUGCCAAGAGCAUCGACACAGCCCCGUUCCAAAAAUGAGAGCAAAGAGGACCGCAAAGCCAGGAAGCAGGCAAUAAAGGAGGAGCGGAAGGAACGCAGAAUGGAGAAGAAAGCCAACAAGAUGGCCUUCAAAUUGGAGAAAACAAGGCAAGAAAAAGAGUUGCUCAAUCUGAAACAAAACAUGCAAGGACUGAAGCUGUCUUGAAAUUCAGGAACUUUCAUUGUGGAAAUACUGAUUUCAUCUGUACUGAGAAGGGAAUUGCUAACUGAUAAGACUUGCCAGGCAUGCAUGAAGGGGGUUAAUGGUACUUGGUACAGCAAUAUCUGACUUGUCAUUCUUUCUGAAGUUAUACCUUGAAUUAAUGUCUCUUCUGUCAUGAGUGUCAUGGCAACUGCUGCAAACUUUUGUUAUCCUAGAAAUUUAUUAAAAUAUUUUAAAAUAUAUUUUUCUUAUAAACUGUCAUUGAGCAGAAAGUGUCAUAUGUGUUGAAUGCAUUCAGCACUUCAGAGAAUCCUGCAGAUUUGAUCUGAUUGUUCUAUUAAAUUAUUUGAUUUUGUACA
Messenger RNA from Gallus gallus (chicken), 1841 nucleotides. It is a transcript of the gene LTV1, whose product is annotated as LTV1 ribosome biogenesis factor. Gene Ontology annotation, cellular component: cytosol; nucleus; preribosome, small subunit precursor. Bases 73 to 1485 code for a protein of 470 amino acids. The record is from RefSeq and is a predicted model, not a curated record. Lineage: Eukaryota; Metazoa; Chordata; Aves; Galliformes; Phasianidae. Gene Ontology annotation, biological process: ribosomal small subunit biogenesis; ribosomal small subunit export from nucleus. The transcript has 11 exons.